AUGAAGCGCUUCUCGUUCGCCUCACGACGGUGGUACUCGUCGGCAAGUAAGGAGCACAUCAAGCGGUUCGUGCACGACCAGCCUCGAGACGAGCUUUCGGUGGACAAGCCGGCCAAGGCGUCGCAGGUCGUCAACUCGGGCUUCUCUUCCGACGCCGAGACCGUCGUCGCUAUCAGCUGGCUUCCCACCUCAGCCGCACCUCUUCCUUAUUUGCCGCCGCACGCCGCACGACCGUGGCCGCGCAAGGACAUCUUUCUCGGCCUCAUCUGCGCGAUGUUCUGUUCUUCAUCGGCCGCCGUACAGCUUCCCUCGUACCUCGUCGCCAUCGGCAGCACGUCUUCGUUCGCCUCGAGCGCCUCGUCCUACCUCACGUCGUCCAGCCGAUUGCGGGAGCGCUCGCCGACGGGCGAAUGA
Messenger RNA from Rhodotorula graminis WP1, 414 nucleotides. RefSeq lists its product as uncharacterized. The coding region runs from base 1 to 414 and encodes 137 amino acids. The transcript has 8 exons. The record is from RefSeq and is a predicted model, not a curated record. NCBI's taxonomy places the organism in Eukaryota, Fungi, Basidiomycota, Microbotryomycetes, Sporidiobolales, Sporidiobolaceae.